Messenger RNA from Strongylus vulgaris, 696 nucleotides. Lineage: Eukaryota; Metazoa; Nematoda; Chromadorea; Rhabditida; Strongylidae. The record is from the annotation of a GenBank genome assembly.
AUGUCGCCACUACGACGUACUGUUUUAUUCAAUUUCAUGGAAAAUUCUCAUUCUAAGUUUAGGUUUGUUUUGUCUGGAGAGGACAGCACACUUUUCGACGCCAUUGGUUCAGCUCCUUGUGCGAAGACCUACCCCCAUGUCGCCCGCUGGUACAAGAACAUUGCCAGCUACGAUAAGAGCGAACGCAGCUCAUGGCCCUCUGCAGGUGGAUCUGCUGGUGGUGACGAAGAAAAGGUUUGUUGCAGAAGAAAUGCUUACUCUUCUCUAGAAAUAGUUAGUGCUGGUUUAUGGUUGAACUUAAAUAGAGAGGAAGAACUUGAUCUCUUCGGAUCUGAUGAUGAAGAAGAUGCUGAGAAGCAAAAGAUUGUGCAAGAACGUCUGAAGGCUUACGCAGAUAAGAAGGCUGCAAAGGGUCCAGGCCCUGUCGCAAAGUCUUCUGUAAUCUUGGACAUCAAGCCUUGGGAUGACGAAACGAAUCUCGAAGAGAUGGAGAAGUUGGUUCGUGGCAUCGAAAUGGACGGCCUAGUAUGGGGAGGAUCGAAAUUGAUUCCCGUUGGAUACGGUAUCAAGAAGCUGCAGAUCAUUUGCGUGAUAGAAGACCUGAAAGUGUCCGUAGAUGACCUCAUCGACAAAAUCACCGGUGAUUUUGAGGACCACGUUCAAUCUGUUGAUAUCGUGGCUUUCAACAAGAUCUAA